Molecule: messenger RNA, 1644 nt
Organism: Dictyostelium purpureum
Lineage: Eukaryota; Evosea; Eumycetozoa; Dictyosteliales; Dictyosteliaceae
Exons: 2
Coding region: 1-1644 (547 amino acids)
Source: RefSeq, a predicted model, not a curated record
AUGAAUAAUUUAAUAAUUGUUUUUCUAUUUGUUACUAUUAGUUUUUCAAUAAUUUAUUUUAUAAAUAAAUACUUUGCUUACAACAACAAUAACAAUAACAAUAACAAUAACAAUAACAAUAACAAUAAUAGCAACAAUAACAGUAACAUCAACUAUAUUCAACAUGCUACCCCAACUAGCAAUAAUAGCAGUGUUUCUUACACACAACGUUCUGGCCCAAUCAAUAAUGGUUACAUCAGCUGCACACAAGAGUCUACCCCAAUCAACAAUAAUAGUAGUAUUGCCUACACACAACGUUCUGGCCCAACCAAUAAUGGCGACAUCACCUGCUCAAUCAAUAAUGGUUACACCACCUGCACUCAACAGUCUACCCCAACUAGCAAUAAUAGCAGUGUUUCUUACACACAACGUUCUGGCCCAAUCAAUAAUGGUUACAUCAGCUGCACACAAGAGCCUACCCCAAUCAACAAUAAUAGUAGUAUUGCCUACACACAACGUUCUGGCCCAACCAAUAAUGGCGACAUCACCUGCACACAGGAGUCUACCCCAAUUAACAAUAAUAGCAGUAUUGCCCAUACACAACGUUCUAGCCCAAUCAAUAAUGGUGACAUCGCCUGCACACAAGAGUCUAACCCAGUCAACAAUAACAACAUCAACUACACACAAAUUUCUACCCCAACCAAUAAUAAUUUAACUCUAAAUCAUUGUGACCAAUCCCCACAACAACACUCACAAAAUACAACAGAAAACCAUCAAUCACCAGCACACCAAUUUAUCUGCUCAAGUGUCUCAUCGCUCAAUCUCCCACAAUCUCAAUUUCAUUCAAAUUCUUCUCAAAAACGUAAAACCUCAAAUUCACAAACAUAUUCAUCGGUUCCAUCAACAAUUGCAUCAACUGGAAAUCAUUCAACCAAGAAAAGAUCAUUAGAAUAUGAUAACGAAAUAAUUAAAUGUGACAAAGUAUUUUCCAAAAAACAAAAACUCGAAGAUGAAGAGAGUUUAAAAAGAGAUAAGCAAAUAGUUGAAAUGGAAAGAUUAAGAAUUGAAAAAGAAAGAGAAGAGAGACAAAAAUUACAAAGACUCAGAGAAAUAGAAAGAGUUCAAAAAGAAUAUAGAGAAAGGGAGGAAAUAGAAAGAAUUAAAAUAAUGGAAAUAGAAAGACAAAUAAAAGAAGGUCUUGAAAGAAAAAAAUUGGAAAUUAUUCAAAGGGAAAGAGAACAAAUGGAAAAAGAAGAAAGAUCAAGACUUCAAAGAAUCCAAAAAGAUAGAGAAAGAGCAGAAAAGAUAAGACAAAGACAGGAAACAGAAAGAGUAAGAGAACAAAGACAAAGAGAAAUAGAGGAAAGACAAAGGGUAGAAAGAGAAAGAGAAGAAAGGGAAAGAUUAGAAAGAAUUCAAAGGGACAAUGAAGAAAGAGAGAGGGACGAAAGAGAAGCAUCAGAAAGAGAAAAUUUGGGAAGUGAACGUUUAGAAAGCGAGGACAAAUGCACAAUUUGUCUUAACUUUAUCGAUAGAAAUGAAAUGGCUACAAUCGAUUGCCUUCAUAAAUUUUGUUUUACAUGUAUCGAACAAUGGUCUAGACGUAUCAACACCUGCCCAAACUGUAGAGAAGAAUUUUAUAACAUCACAGUAAUGCCAACAUAA